UUCUGAUAAAAAAAUAUCAGCUAAAUACAAAUCAGUGUUUAAACUUGUGUUUAAAUCUAUUUUUUGAUCUUGAUAGUAUUGAUUAAGAAGGUUAAAUAACCUAAUUGAUUUAUCAUAAAAUAUUUUUUAAUAUGCCAAAUGCAUGGACCGAGGAUGAUACCGAGAAAUUAAUAGCACUUUAUGGACAAUAUCAAUGUUUGUGGAAUCCAUUCCAUCCCGAGUUCAAUAACAAAUCGUUGCGUUACGAAGCGUAUAAGAAGAUAAAAAAUUCCAUUAAUAUUCCUGGAUUAACAAUAUGUGAUUGUAUUAAUAGGAUUGCGAAUGUAAAAAAAGAAUAUUGUUAUGAACUAUCAAAAAUCGCUGCAGCUAUAUCUUGCGAAAAAUUAUACGUUCCAAAAGCGAAAUGGUUUAAAAGAAUGCAUAUACUUUUCUUCCCGUACAUGUCAUUAUCUCAUAAUAAUUUUAGAAAGCAAGAUGACAACCAUAAGAAAUUUCAUGGUAGCAAUAUUCAAGAUAAAUUUUUGCAUUCAUCUUUUGAGAAAUCAGAGAACAAACAGAUUUGUUCAAAUAAUACCUGUGGAAUGUGUGAACUCCAAGAGAUUGAGUUGUGUUUAAAAUUGAGAGAUACCGUUCAUUCUGUUCAGAAAUUGCAAGAUGCUCUCGUCCCUUCUGCAACUAUCCAAACGGUUGAUGUAGCGACAGAAACGAGUAAUGGUACCGUAGAACAAGAAACGCAAACGGAUUUGCUCCAUGGGCGAAAAUACAUCGCAGGCGACAAUGAAGGAAAACAGGAUCGUUCUACAUGCACAAAUAUUCCUAUAGAAGUGUAUGGCAGAAAAAAAAUUGAAGAUAACUUUGAUAUAUUCGGGAAAAGCAUAGCGUUUCAAUUACGAACUAUUGAUAUUCAGACAGCUAUGGAAUUGGAAAAGGAAAUACAAAAUUUGGUAACAAAAGCGCGAUUAAAAAUUUUAGAAUCUAAAUUAAUGGAUCAAAGUAACAAUUCAAUCUGCUGUUGCGAUUGUAAUUACUGUCAAGUAAUGUGUAAAAAUGAAACUUGUAGCUGUGGUCUAACAUUAAAGGAAUGUUUAUUACUUGCUAAAAUUAAAGAAAGCAAGGAUUAUGGUAGAUUUUGUUACAAGUAAUAGACGAGAAUAGAAUAA
Messenger RNA from Mycetomoellerius zeteki, 1160 nucleotides. RefSeq lists its product as uncharacterized. The coding region runs from base 132 to 1142 and encodes 336 amino acids. The record is from RefSeq and is a predicted model, not a curated record. The transcript has 6 exons. NCBI's taxonomy places the organism in Eukaryota, Metazoa, Arthropoda, Insecta, Hymenoptera, Formicidae.